AUGCCCGGGCCCUCAAAUAACAGAAAAAAGACCAAGGCUAAAAGCAAGAACCUAAAAAAACAAACAACGUCGCAAAAAAAAUGUCCAGAUAUUUCUGAACGCGUCGAUGACCUUCCCCUAGACACCGAACCUAGCAACCAAUCGAGUGCACCGUCAUCGCCUUCACCGCCAGUGCUCAGGACCCCAUCACCUCCAUUACUGGACCCAAUUUCUGAAAAGGGCUGCUCUGUACCACAUAACUACGUACCCAGGACUGCGGACCAAAUUGAACAAAUCCUGUUUCAGGAGCCUUUCAUCCACGACCCAGGAAAUGGCCCACGCGUUCGCGAUGCCCGCGCGUUCAUGGCAUCAUUCUUUGCGCAACCACCUGCAUUGAAUGAUCCAUUGUGUGCUGAAUUUGCACAAGAUGAGGUUUUGCAGAUGUUAUGCACGGUGCUUCCGGAGGAGGCCGCUCUUCUUUUAUGGUACAAUAAAAGCCGCUCAGAAAGUCGCGUCUGUCCGGCAUGCCAACGUCUAUACAGGAUCGGAGAUACUCUCCCGGAACUCAUGCCAGUGGAGGAAGAUCAAGUCCCUGUUGAUAGAACACCUUCUCCAAAGCUAUUGCGUGAACAGCGGAUUAGUGGCCUAUGUUCACCAGUAUGCUUCAUCAUGGCCUCGUUCAACUUCCCAGGUGCCAUCAAGUCAGCAUGGGGACGAAUGGCAGACGAAAUGGACGACGAAGCUUGGAACCUUUUGAACGGGCCAGGCGAAAAUUCAACCCAAAACGACGUCAGCCACUCUUUGGGCAUGAUUGUCAAGAUGACGAGGCUGUAUGAUCUUGGUUUGGCGCAACUGUGCUUCGACACAGAUGAAGCAGCUUUGUUACAAGCUGCAGCCGAACUUGAUUUGGGGGUUAAUGUUAUAGGCGCCUAG
Psilocybe cubensis is the source of this 912-nucleotide messenger RNA. RefSeq lists its product as uncharacterized. The transcript is spliced from 4 exons. Bases 1 to 912 code for a protein of 303 amino acids. Lineage: Eukaryota; Fungi; Basidiomycota; Agaricomycetes; Agaricales; Agrocybaceae. The record is from RefSeq and is a predicted model, not a curated record.